AUGACUCCAAGGAAUAAUGAAGGCAUUACUCUCAGUCCUAACCAUCAGACCAUAUCGUGCCCUCGUACAGUUCAAACCAAUGAAGCUACUCAAAUGAGUCCCCCUAGGUUUGAGGAAGUUCAUCGUGUUUUCCUGUGGAUACUGUAUGCCCAAAGAAUACCUUUCAGUUUACCAGUUGGUGCACCUGAAUCCCAAAAGCAAAAGUUGAAGGGCAACUGGAACAUCUUAAAUCUAUCGAAGAUGCCAGCUGAGCACCAGCUAUCUGUUAUUGAUAUUAUCAGUGAUGAUGGUCCAAGUAGCAAUUUUAAAGAAAGUGCUGGAAAUGAAGCUCAUGUUGCCUUUUCUAUUCAAGGUUUAGGUAAAGUGGACGCAGAAACACCUGUUCAUUCACCGGAGAGGCCUGGAAGGAAUUUCUUGUAUGGACAGUAUUUUCCAUCAAAAGAAAGGAAAAAAGCUCACUCAUCAUUUAAAAACCUUACUAGCAGGCCUGACAGCCUUAAGCAUGAAUUGGAUACAAUGAUGAGGGAUAUUGAUAUGCCUUUACAUAGAAUUCCUGUAGAACCAUCUUUCUGCUCUAGGAGCACUGAGGAUUUAUUUAGCAGCCCUACGCCGAACUUGUUUAACAAAAAAAUCUCUCCAGUUCCUGAUUAUGAUAUGUUUGAGGACAUUUUUGAAGAUGAGGAGCUCUUUGCAAAAGAGAGAAGAAAGAACAUUUGGAAAGCAAGUCCCUCAUUUCUACCUUAUGGCAUUAUUGAUCAAGAAGAACAUGGUUCACCUUGUAAGGACAAGUUGGAUCAAAUAGAUUCUGGUCCUAUUCAUUAUGCAGAUAGAAAUUAUGAGCACCAAGAUUUCUCCUUUGAGACCCACCAGUGGAAGAAAAGCAUGAUAUCACCUCUUGAAAUCAAUGACACAGAUUCCCCUGCACUAUUUUCCAAGCGCUGGAUGGCCCAGUACUUUGAAGAUCCAUCAGUUCCAAAUAUAAAAUGCAGCAACUACUCUUUGGGAACUAGAGAGUAUGAUUUGGAUGACUGCAAAAAACAGACAGAAUACUCUUACUCUACAUGUAAUGACACAAAGGAGAGUUUUUGUUUUCCCAGCGAAGAAUCAUGCUUUUCAGCUUCAGUGAAGGGUGACUUGUUGGACAAUAGCAGAAGCCGCCAUGGCAUAUAUCAUAAACAGGCCAUGGAGACUAAAUAUAGUCACAGGAAUGUAUUUGGGAAAGGAAUAUUCUGCAGUGAUAGGAAUGAUAGGAAUGCUGGCGGGCUAGAAACCUUCCCAGUUUCAUCAAAUAUUGCUCGAGAAAGGAGUUUAUAUCCAACAAACCAUGGGUUCUCAAAGGAUAUAUUCAAUCUAGGUGAAGUGAUCUUGGGUUCUGAUCUCUACACUGAAGAUUCCUUUGCUGCAUCACCUCAGCCUCGAUCACAUUUUGAUAAGUGCAGAGAUUUUCCUGCUGAACAUUCACAUUGCUGCAAACAUAGGCCAGAAGAACCCAGUAUCCGGCAACCAACCAGAAUUAUAGUUCUAAACCCAACAUCUGGAUCAAAGAUGCCAGCUUUAUUUCAGACUUCCAAAAGCCAAUGCGGUCCUCAGAAUAGCUAUUUUGAUCUCCAAAGAGACAUCUCCGAAGCUAGCAAUGUUUCAUCAUCAGACAAAAAAUUGGUGGAUUCAUCAUCGUACCUUGAAGAUCAGUGCAGCGAUACUAGAAAGGAACCAAGCUGCAGAGCUCCUGAUGUAACCGAUACUACAAAUGCAUCAAAGCCUCUGGAACAAGCUGAAGAGACUUCCUCGUGUGCUGAGGUUCCGGUUGCAGUCGAGGAAAUUCAUGACACUGGAGAUCCAAGUAAGGCUCAAUCUGAAUAA
Molecule: messenger RNA, 1860 nt
Organism: Ipomoea triloba (trilobed morning glory)
Lineage: Eukaryota; Viridiplantae; Streptophyta; Magnoliopsida; Solanales; Convolvulaceae
Exons: 14
Coding region: 1-1860 (619 amino acids)
Source: RefSeq, a predicted model, not a curated record